AUGGCCUUGGAGCUGGGUCUGGCCAACAGCAGUAGCUCGAGCUUGGGGGCUCCCGAGGGCAACGGAUGGGUGGCCGCCCUCCUGUGUGUCAUUAUCGCUCUGACUGCGGGGGGCAACUCGCUGCUCAUCCUGCUCAUUUGCACGCAGCCGGCUCUACGCAGCACUUCGAACUACUUUCUGGUGUCUCUCUUCACGUCGGACCUGCUGGUGGGGCUGGUGGUGAUGCCGCCCGCCAUGCUUAACGAGCUGUAUGGCCGCUGGGUGCUGGCACGCAGCCUUUGCCUGCUCUGGGUGGCCUUCGACGUUAUGUGCUGCAGCGCCUCCAUCCUCAACCUGUGCCUCAUAAGCCUGGACCGCUACCUGCUCAUCCUGUCUCCUCUGCGGUACAAGGGACGCAUGACCCCGUGCCGGGCCCUGGCCCUCAUCCUGGCCGCGUGGAGCCUGGCCGCCCUGGCCUCCUUCCUGCCCACGCACAUGGGUUGGCACCAGCAGGGUGGCCUGAUGUCCCCCAACGCCACUGCCGAGGCCGCCUGGGCUGACCUGGCCCCUGGGGGGCAGUGCCGCCUGCUGGCCAGCCUGCCCUUUGUCCUAGUGGCUUCAGGGCUCACCUUCUUUCUACCUUCUGUGGCCAUCUCCUUCACUUACUGUCGGAUCCUGGUGACUGCUCGGAAGCAGGCUGUGCAGGUGGCCUCCCUUGCCACCAACAUGGAGGCCUUGCAGGUGCCAAGGACUCCAAAUCUAGCAGCGUCGGCCUCCAGUGAGAACAGACGGUUCGCUGCCAAGCACAGCAGGAGGGCUCUGAAGGCCAGCUUGACACUGGGCAUCCUUCUGGGCAUGUUCUUUGUGGCCUGGCUACCUUUCUUUGUAGCCAAUGUGAUCCAGACCGUGUGUGACUGUAUCCCCGAAGUCUUCUUUGAUGUCCUCACCUGGCUGGGCUACUGCAACAGCACCAUGAACCCCAUCAUCUACCCGCUCUUCAUGAGAGAUUUCAAAAGGGCCAUGGCCAAGUUCGUGCCGUGUGCCCGGUGGGCCUGGGAUCGCAGGACUAGUCUCGUCUCGCUCUCCAUGCGAAAUUCCCACAGUGGCGCCCCCCAGUUCAUCCCCCAGGUGGGCUUCUCCUUGCAGCACAGGAUGACCCUCCCUGGAGAGGUGGACUCAGGCGCCUCGGCCCUGCAGGUCGCUGAGCAGCCCCAGGAGGCCGUGCCCGGCCGCUCGCCACCCACGGGCACCGAUGCCGUCAGCCUCUUUGACGUGGACCCUGUGGAGCCCGAGCUGAAGCUCUCUGCCCUCAACGCCCCCGUGGACUGA
Molecule: messenger RNA, 1308 nt
Organism: Vombatus ursinus (common wombat)
Lineage: Eukaryota; Metazoa; Chordata; Mammalia; Diprotodontia; Vombatidae
Product: 5-hydroxytryptamine receptor 6-like
Exons: 3
Coding region: 1-1308 (435 amino acids)
Biological process (GO): chemical synaptic transmission; G protein-coupled receptor signaling pathway, coupled to cyclic nucleotide second messenger
Cellular component (GO): dendrite; membrane
Molecular function (GO): neurotransmitter receptor activity; G protein-coupled serotonin receptor activity
Source: RefSeq, a predicted model, not a curated record